GCGGGGGGCGCUGCCCCGGUGGCCGGCGGAGGAUGAGGAGGCUCCUGAGCGCUGGGAGAGGAAGGACUCGACCAAGAGAGCACCGAGGAGAUGUCGGCUGUGAAGCCCGACAAGGGCGAAGGCGACGCCAGCAGCACGAGCAGCGCCGGCGGUGGGGAGGCCCAGGAGUCACAGCCGUCCCCGCUGGCCCUGCUGGCAGCCACCUGCAGCCGCAUCGAGUCUCCCAAUGAGAAUUCCAACAGCUCCCAGGGCCAGCAGGGCGGGAGCGGUGAGCUGGACCUGAACGCGGCCGCCGCCCAGCUCACCCAGUCGGCCAACGGCUGGCAGAUCAUCUCGGCGGGCUCCAGCACCCCCACGGGCUCCAAGGAGCCGGGCAGCAACGGCAGCAACGGCGGCGACGCCUCCAAGAGCCGGCCGGUCAGCACCGGGCCCUACGUGGUCACCUCGGCAUCCGGCCUGCAGAACCAGCAGGUGCUGACGGGCCUGCCGGGCGUCAUCCCUAACAUCCAGUACCAGGUGAUCCCCCAGUUCCAGACCAUCGACGGGCAGCAGCUGCAGUUUGCCACCACCCCGGCGCAGGUGAACGUGCAGCAGGAUGCCUCGGGGCAGCUGCAGAUCAUCCCCGGCUCCAACCAGCAGAUCAUCACCAGCCGCGCGGGCGGCAGCAACCUCAUCGCCAUGCCCAACCUGCUGCAGCAGGCCGUGCCCAUCCAGGGCGUGGGGCUGGCCAACAACAGCCUCUCCGGGCAGACCCAGUACGUGGCCAACGUGCCCGUGGCCCUGAACGGCAACAUCACCCUGCUGCCGGUCAACAGCGUGGCCGCCAGCCUGGCCCCCACGUCCCAGACGGGCACCCUGAGCAGCUCGGGCUCGCCGGACAGCAGCUCCCAGCCGGCCACCUCGGGGGCUGCCAGCAGCUCGGCCAGCACGGCCACGUCCCAGGCCAGCUCGGGCGCCUUCUUCACCAACGCCAACAGCUACUCCACCACCACCACCACCAGUAACGUGGGCGUCAUGAAUUUCUCCACCAGCGCCACGGUGGGCACCAACGUGCAGGCGCAGACCCCCCAGAGGGCCAGCAGCGUCCCCAGCUCGGACUCUCUGCAGACCCCGGUGUCGGGGGUGGCCCUGCAGCCGGGCCAGCAGAAGGAGGGCGAUCAGAGUCAGCAGUCACAGCAGCAGCAGCAGCAGAUCCUGAUCCAGCCGCAGCUGGUCCAAGGAGGGCAGACAAUCCAAGCCCUCCAGACCACCCCGCUGUCCGGCCAGACCUUUGCCACUCAAGCCAUCUCCCAAGACACCUUGCAGAACCUGCAGCUCCAAGCCGUGCCCAACUCCGGGCCCAUCAUCAUCCGCACGCCCACGGUGGGUCCCAACGGGCAGGUGAGCUGGCAGACCAUCCAGCUGCAGAACCUGCAGGUGCAGAGCCCGCAGGCGCAGACAAUCACGCUGGCCCCCAUGCAGGGCGUGUCGCUGGGCCAGACGGGCAGCACCAGCACCACGCUGACCCCCAUCGCCUCCCUGCCCAGCGGCACCGUCACCGUCAACGCCGCCCAGCUCUCCUCCGUGCCGGGCCUCCAGACUAUUAACCUCAGUGCCUUGGGAGCGUCCGGGAUCCAGGUGCACCAGCUGCAGGGGCUGCCCCUGACCAUCGCCAACGCCCCCGGUGAGCACGGGGCCCAGCUGGGGCUGCACGGCGGCAGCGGGGACGGGCUGGGCGACGAGAGCACGGCCGUGGAGGAGGGCGAGACCAGCCCCGACCCCCAGCCCCAGCAGGGCCGCAAAACGCGGAGGGAAGCCUGCACCUGUCCCUACUGCAAGGAAGGAGAGGGCAGGAGCUCUGGGGAUCCAGGCAAGAAGAAGCAGCACAUCUGCCACGUGCCGGGCUGCGGGAAGGUGUACGGCAAGACGUCUCACCUGCGGGCGCACCUGCGGUGGCACACGGGGGAGAGGCCCUUCAUCUGCACCUGGGUGCUGUGCGGGAAGCGCUUCACCCGCUCCGACGAGCUGCAGCGGCACAAGCGCACGCACACAGGAGAGAAGAAGUUCGCCUGCCCGGAGUGCCCCAAACGCUUCAUGCGCAGCGACCACCUCUCCAAGCACAUCAAGACCCACCAGAACAAGAAGGGAGGCGCCGCCAGCGUGGCCAUGAACGUCUCGGCCGUCCCCAUGGACACGGCGGCCUCGGCCGAGGGCAACGGCGGCGCCACGCCCUCGGCGCUGAUCGCCACCAACAUGGUGGCCAUGGAGGCCAUCUGCCCCGAGGGCAUCGCCCGCCUGGCCAGCAGCGGCAUCAACGUCAUGCAGGUGGCCGACCUGCAGUCCAUCAACAUCAGCGGCAACGGCUUCUGAGGCUUCUGAGCGGCACCUCCAGCGCUGCCCGGCCGCCUCCUCCACCUGAAGGCCAGAGCUAUAUAUAUUUUUUUUUAAAUUUUGGCUUGAUUUCCCCCCCCUCCCCCUUUUUUUGUCCCUUUUUCCUCCCCUCCUGCCUCUCCCCCCAACCCGAGGUCCCUUGGCGUCAUCAUGCCUUGGUCCUUUUAGCAAAAAAAACCAAAAAAAAGCAAACAAAAAAAGAACCCAACGACAGAAA
Melozone crissalis (California towhee) is the source of this 2587-nucleotide messenger RNA. RefSeq names its product Sp1 transcription factor (gene SP1). The record is from RefSeq and is a predicted model, not a curated record. Bases 91 to 2349 code for a protein of 752 amino acids. NCBI's taxonomy places the organism in Eukaryota, Metazoa, Chordata, Aves, Passeriformes, Passerellidae. The transcript is spliced from 6 exons. Gene Ontology annotation, biological process: regulation of transcription by RNA polymerase II. Gene Ontology annotation, molecular function: DNA-binding transcription factor activity, RNA polymerase II-specific; RNA polymerase II cis-regulatory region sequence-specific DNA binding.